AUGGUUGAUUGCGUCGAAAGCCUUGGAGAAGUCCAGGAACACCCCAACAGUACCGAUGGCCAUAAUGUUUCAUCAACAAGAGCCCAUCAGGAAAGAGCUCUAGGAGGCAGAGAGGAAUCGGGUAUUCCUGAAAUAAUUCGACUCGAGAAAUAUGGCAUCGAAGUUAAAAUACCACCAAACAAAGUUUGCAGUGCAAAGGAUAUUACGGUCGAAGUGAUUGACAAUGUUCCACCAGAGUUGAAGAUCAAAGAAACAGAAGCAAUUAUUACAUAUGGCUUAAAGAUGAAGGCGCCUCCUAAUUCUAUUUUUGAAAAUCCAGUUCAAGUUACGAUGCCACACUCUGCCAUAUUCACGAAUCCAAAGAAUGCGGAAAUAAUUACAUACUAUCGGAAAAACGCUUCCGAUGAGUUUGUGGCAAUACCAUUUACAGGAGAUAUUGGUCAACGGUGUGUGGUAAGAAAGAGGGAUCUCGAUAUAUUCUUGGAUCACUUCUGUGAAUACUGGUUCGUGUCUGUCUUCAUGGCAAUAUUCAUUGGAAAACGUCUCGUCUGUACGCCGUAUGUUCCGUUGCCACCAAUUCCAAUGGAGAUCCAAAUACUGUGUGUCCAUGUAAGAGAUGAACAAAAGAAAGAGGGAAAGGCUCCGACUGGAUAUACAGCUCCGUUCGAAGGAGAUCAAUUUCUGUUUAUGUGGGGAUCAGGCCAAUGGAGAUUACUUGUCAAGAAACAACCAGAGGAGAUUCUACAAAGGUAG
Molecule: messenger RNA, 753 nt
Organism: Lytechinus variegatus (green sea urchin)
Lineage: Eukaryota; Metazoa; Echinodermata; Echinoidea; Temnopleuroida; Toxopneustidae
Exons: 4
Coding region: 1-753 (250 amino acids)
Biological process (GO): netrin-activated signaling pathway
Cellular component (GO): membrane
Molecular function (GO): netrin receptor activity
Source: RefSeq, a predicted model, not a curated record